Myotis lucifugus (little brown bat) is the source of this 2626-nucleotide messenger RNA. RefSeq names its product zinc finger AN1-type containing 4 (gene ZFAND4). Lineage: Eukaryota; Metazoa; Chordata; Mammalia; Chiroptera; Vespertilionidae. Gene Ontology annotation, molecular function: protein binding; zinc ion binding. The record is from RefSeq and is a predicted model, not a curated record.
AACUGGAAUAUAGUUGCCUACUACAUAUUCCAAAGGAUUUAACAAAGUCAAAGUAAUGGAUAACAGAAAAGAUCCUCCAUUCUUCAAUGAAGAUAAUGUGGGACCAUUUUACUACAAACUUCUUUUCUAUACCAUGGAGCUCUUCAUUGAAACAUUGACUGGGACAUGUUUUGAACUGAGAGUUUCACCAUUGGAAGCUGUUAUUUCUGUGAAAGCAAAAAUUCAAAGAUUGGAAGGUAUUCCCAUCUGUCAGCAGCACUUAAUUUGGAAUAACGUGGAACUUGAAGAUGAUUAUUGCUUGAAUGAUUACAACAUUUCAGAAGGCUGUACCUUGAAGCUGGUACUGGCUAUGCGUGGUGGACCUAUAAAUACUAGAAGAGUUCCUAUGGAAGACCCACUUAGGGAGAUGGCUGAGUACAUGGAUUCCAGUCAAGACGAGGUCUGGGAGAAGACCUCCUACAACAAACAAGUUACAUUUUUGGUAUACCGAGAAGGAGAGCAAUUGAAUUUCUUUCGUGUAGUAGAUAGGGGAGAUGGCACUUUAACACCAUUAUCUGAAUCUUUAGGUAAAUAAAUAGGUUUUCAUUUGCAUGUCUCACUUAGGAAAGGAUAACAUCAUUGCAGUGGUGGGUCAGUGUAUAAUUUGUACACUGAUGAGGAUGAAGAGAUUGAGCCUUCUCCUUCUGGGCAACAGAUAAUUGAAAAUUCAAUCACUAUGAAUAAGAUGAAGCUGCUGAAGGCUAAGAUGGAGAACAUGAAUCUCAGCAAAAAGCCUAAGAAAGCUGUCAAGGUAAAACCUCGCCCACCUGUAGCUCCUCGAUCUUCCAGCAGUUCCACGGCAGCUACUCGGCACAGAUUGCUGCGAGUUCUCCCCCACAUCGGGCAGUCUUGUUUACCGUCUCCUGGGAAUGCCUGUCCGCCUGAAACAUCCAGCAAUGCAAUUGCAAGUUUGACAGCCCUGCCCGCUGCUGAUAGACCCAUAUCAUCUAUAGCUGGUGAUUUCCUUAAGGAAGAUACUAACUGGGAGAGUAACACACUGCCUCAUUCCAGUGGUAGCACCAAACUGUCACCUCAGAUAACCCCUGUGGAGUUGGAAAAUGACAAAGAGUUUGCUGAUUCUAUGCUCCAUCUUGGACCAUCCCUGCCUAGGCGGACAAAGCACUUUUCAGGAAAUUUGUCACCUAAUAAUGAGGAUGACACUGUUUUAUUUCCAGCUCCUGAAGAGUGUGUAACUGAAAAAUCCCUUCUACCUGAAGUGGGUUCAUUUCCUUUGUUUUCAGAAGGAAAUAUUGAUGAGCAGAGCAGUGGCUUAGAAGGCACACGGAAGGUAAAUCCUGACAAAGGGUUGAAAGCUACAGAGCAGCAUCUUAAACAUGUUGCAAGAAUGUUGAGUGCUGAAUCAGUAGAGACUACAGUUCUCAACAACCGUGAAUUAAGUCCUCACAAGAACAGACUCUUGUCACCUCUUCACUGUUCUACACCAAUGUCACUCCAUCAUUCUCUGGUGAAGCCACAGAGACAGUCGAAAUGUUUUGAGUCUCGGCCUCUCCAGUCUUCUGCUUCACAAAAUGUGCUCCGGUCAUUGGAUGUUCGAAAUAUGGCUGACUCUUCUUUCUCUAGGACUACUCGCUUUCGAGCUGUUAAAGUUGAUUCACCUGGGAAAAGAUCUGAUAUUAUUUCUAAAGUUGAGGCUCGGGAUAUCACAGAAAUGGCUAACAAGGCUUCCAAAGAGCCUGUCGGUAGUGUAAAUAAUAUAGGUUUUCUUGCUUCGCUGGCCCGGAGCGCAAGCAGAGACGGGUUACAGAGCUCGCGUGGGGUAGGUAGGCUUCGGACCUCUGGAAUUGGGCUGUCUACAAACCUCCAGCAUUUUCAGGAAGAAUGCAUUAGGAAAAGCUCUCCCCAGUUAGAAUCUACAGAUUUUUAUCUAUCUGCCCGUGGUAUUGGAAUGAAUGGAAAUAAUGCAGCAGCAGGUAAAAGAGUAGGAGAAUGUACUCAUCUCCUCCCACCUGUGCAAGCCCCUAUUCAAACAAAGAAGAAAACAGCAAAGCAUUGUUUUCUUUGUGGGAAGAAAACUGGACUGGCUACUAGCUACGAAUGCAGAUGUGGAAACAACUUCUGUGCAUCUCAUCGCUAUGCAGAAACUCAUGGCUGCACCUAUGAUUACAAGAGUGCAGGGAGGAGAUACUUACAGGAGGCAAAUCCUGUGGUUAAUGCACCAAAACUUCCAAAAAUCUAACUCUUGCUCUGCACCUAACUGUUCUGCCCGAGGAAUCGUAUUACAAUGACAGCCAGAAGAAAUAUUGUUAGACUGCAUUAAUUUUGUUCCACACCAAAAGAUUUACCAAAUAACAAAAGCAUACAAUGCACACUGUUGGAGAAUGAGAAUGCUACUGUAUUUGACAUCUCUAUUUUUUGGUGAAUCAAAAGUUUUAAAAGUAGUUUUAAAAACUUUAAACUAAAUGAGUUAGCUUUGUUGUUGCAUGUCUUAUGUUAAGUAUCUAUAUAUUUGAUAUUGCAAUUUUACUAGACAAGUCUUCAAAAGACGCACUUUAGGAAGUGACCAUUGACUGCAUAACUGUCUUCCACAUUGUACAGAAAUGACCUGUCGUAUAAUGGCACUAUUCAA